AGAGGCCUUGAUAAAGCAGUUGCGAAGCCAACCUCAGCUGUUUUUUCCAUCCUCCCGGAGCUGGGAGUUAAUUAGCAUAGGGAAAAUGACUAAAGUGUUGACGUCACCUCUUUCCAGUAGAAGCUGACACUUUGUCCCUGUCUGCCUGCAAGCAUUAGGGACUUGACUCAGGAUUUGCUGUCCAAACAGGAUGCUCUUGAAGCUGUGCCGGUUGUGUGUUUUUUUUUUUCCCCUUCCCUCCCAGGGGGUUGGCCCUGGGUGCUUUAUAAGGGCUGGCUCCAGGAAGAACUCACGGACUGCCCUCUCGCUAAGGAAGGAGCCGGCAUCCAGCCGCCUGUGUGUGUGUCUCUACCCAUAAAGGAAGCGAGAUGCACUUUAGAAACUUUGACUACAGCUUUAGCUCCCUGGUUGCCUGUGUGGUAAACAGUGAGAUCUUCAGCGAAAGUGAAACCAGGGCCAAAUUUGAGUCCCUCUUCAGGACCUACGACAAGGAUAUCACCUUCCAGUAUUUCAAGAGCUUUAAGCGAGUCCGGAUAAACUUCAGCAACCCCUUGUCGGCAGCAGACGCGAGGCUCCGGCUGCACAAGACGGAAUUUCUUGGGAAGGAAAUGAAGCUGUAUUUUGCCCAGACGCUACACAUAGGCAGCUCACACCUGGCCCCGCCCAACCCAGACAAGCAGUUCCUCAUCUCUCCGCCCGCCUCUCCACCAGUUGGUUGGAAGCAAGUGGAGGAUGCUACGCCAGUCAUAAACUAUGAUCUCUUAUAUGCUAUCUCCAAGCUGGGGCCAGGGGGGAAGUAUGAACUGCACGCGGCCACCGACACCACCCCCAGCGUGGUGGUCCAUGUAUGUGAGAGCGACCAAGAGAACGAGGAGGACGAGGAGAUGGAAAGAAUGAAGAGACCCAAACCCAAGAUUAUCCAGACCAGGAGGCCCGAGUACACGCCCAUCCACCUGGGCUGAGCCGGCGCAGGGACGGAGAUGCAUCCGAGUCAUGCUCAACGGGGCAGGGUCAUUUACUGUGCCAGUCGCCGGUGCACACAACCUUGGAGGUGGCAGCCGUGACCGCCGCCACAGAAAAUUCCAGUUCAUGUUGCUCAGAAGAGAUUCGAGGCUUUGUCUCUUUGUGUCAGUGCCGCUGCCCCAGUCUGUGUGCGUGGCACCCAGGAGCGUCUGGGGCCACCCACCAAGUUCGUGGUGAUCGCACACGGACGUUUGGGGACGUCUUGAAAAAGCCGGUCACAGUAGUGUUCUUCUCUUGUUCUUUCCUGGUAGGUUCUGUUUUUUGCCAAGGGCAGGCAGAUCUUGGGUCUGGGGGAGCUUUCGGUUCCAAGCAGCCUGUGGGCAGAUGCCCCUCCCCGCAGGAAGGAGCUCCACGCCAAACCACCAGGUGUCCUCGCCGGCAGGAGAGGUUGUGAGAGCAGCCACAAUGCCAUUUUCUGCCUCAUGGUCUACUGUCUGUGCAUGUAUAUUUUAUGAUCUUUGAGACUAACCCUUGUCCGUGUAGGAAGUUAUGCUGUUGUCAUUUUAUACCCUUUGCGGAAGCUGGGAAAGCAUUGGAGAAGCAUCACCUUUUCGGAUCCUGAACUCUUCGCAGCAGCAUUCCUAUGCAGAAUGCCACCUGUGGUACAUUUAUGUGCUUUUGCAAAAACAACAACAAAAAAAGUGGAUCUGAUUCACAUGCAGAGUUUAGCUCUUGCAGUAAAAGGGCAACAGCAGUUUCACUGCCAAUUUUGAGUGGGUGCGAAAUUUUAGUUCAGGUGUUUGGGGUCAGGUAUCGGUCUUGAUCGCUUCUUUUAUGUGGUAGCGUGUGAACAUGAAUCAUAGCCAAAAACCUUCUUGGGAACUGCUGACUGAGAGAGUUGAUUUUUUUUUCACCCCAGACAAAAUACCAAUAUAAACGUGUACAUAAAGCUGAGAGCAUCCGUUCCUGCCUGUUGUAUCUUCGGGUGAAAAAAAAAUACAUACAUAUGGCAGUGGGAGACUAGAAGACAUUAACCUACCUGUGAAUUGUAUGUCAUAGAAAUGUGUAAUGGGAUUGAGCUCAAAGCAUGUCAAGUGGCUAGUAGCUGUGUGUUGCUAGGAGAGGGAUGCAGUGCCUUUUCCCAUGAAUUCCUGAUGGAAUUGUUACACCAGAUAGACAUUUGUAAUUCUUUUCUAGUUGUAAUGUGAACGUCUGGUAAAUAGCUAUUAUAUUUUGGCCUUACAAUACCGUAACAAGAAUUUGCCAUUUUGAAAUGCCCAAUGCCAAGUAACAAUGCAUGCUUUGGAAAUUUGGAAGAUGGUUCUCUCUUUGGGAAGAAAAUGCGUUUGCAUUGAGUUCUUUGAUGGUUCAUGUCAAGACAUCCACUGAAUGUUCUCCACACCCUGUUUACAGCCCUGAGUAGGAGGGAGCCGGUGACGGGAAGAGACCUUUGCAUAGCUGUUCAAGUGUUUCUGGUUAAGUGCUUUUAAACUGGAGAGGUGAACCUCAAACUAUUUUUUUUUAACUGCAUUCUCUAAUAAAUCAGCACAAUUCGCUCCU
Molecule: messenger RNA, 2523 nt
Organism: Ochotona curzoniae (black-lipped pika)
Lineage: Eukaryota; Metazoa; Chordata; Mammalia; Lagomorpha; Ochotonidae
Gene: RCAN1
Product: regulator of calcineurin 1
Exons: 4
Coding region: 369-962 (197 amino acids)
Biological process (GO): calcium-mediated signaling
Cellular component (GO): cytoplasm; nucleus
Molecular function (GO): nucleic acid binding; calcium-dependent protein serine/threonine phosphatase regulator activity
Source: RefSeq, a predicted model, not a curated record